UUGAUCUGGACGUUUAGAGAGAGCAGACGUCUGUCUGUGUGAACGCUUCAGCUGGAGUCAGUGAAUGAAGCGUCUGAAAACCCUUCAGUUAAGGUGCUUGAUCAGUAAAAUCCGGUCUCAUUAGAGUGAAUCUCACAGACAUGGACCCUCAGGUGCCCAAAGACAAAUAUAACGGCGUGUGGUUGGUUUUCUUCAUGCUGGGGUUGGGAACGCUGCUGCCGUGGAAUUUCUUCAUGACUGCCACUAUGUAUUUCACCAAUCGUCUUGGGGACCCUUUAAGAGAAGCGAAUGUCUCAGUCAACGCGACUGAAGAAGACUCCCGGAGCGUCUUACAGGCCAAGUUUAAUAAUGUGAUGACGCUGUGUGCGAUGGUUCCUCUGCUGGUGUUCACCUGCCUCAACUCAGUGCUUCACCAGAGAAUCCCUCAGAAGAUUCGGAUCGCAGGGAGUCUGACGGCUAUUCUGCUGGUGUUUCUGCUCACUGCCAUCCUGGUGAAAGUAGAUUUGGAGCCACUGCCGUUCUUCACCAUCACCAUGAUUAAAAUCAUCUGCAUUAACUCGUUCGGAGCAGUUCUUCAGGGAAGUCUGUUCGGGAUGGCCGGUCUCCUGCCAGCGUCCUACACCACACCCAUCAUGAGCGGACAGGGACUCGCAGGAACCUUCGCUGCUUUCGCCAUGAUCUGUGCCAUCGCCAGUGGUUCUGCUUUACACGACAGCGCGUUUGGAUACUUCAUCACAGCGUGUGUCGUUAUUUCCCUCGCCAUCGCUGCAUACGCUGUCCUUCCUAAACUGGAGUUUUAUCAGUACUAUCAGGAGAGUCAGCAGAGCAAACCAGCUGAGGAUGAAGAGAACAAGACGGAUCUGCUGAAGAAAGAUGAGCGGCAGAAGAGCACUGGCGGUGACGACAAACAAACACCGUCCAUACUAGCCAUCUUUAAGAAGAUCUGGGUUAUGGCGUUCUCUGUGUGUUUCGCCUUCACCAUCACCAUCGGCACGUUUCCCGCCAUCACUGUGGACGUUAAAUCUACUGUUGCUGAUGGCGGACAGUGGGGUUUGUAUUUCAUCCCAGUGUCUUGUUUCCUGUUAUUCAACGUGUUUGAUUGGCUGGGUCGCAGUCUGACCGCUGUCUGUAUGUGGCCUGGUAAAGACAGUAAGCUGCUGCCGGGUCUGUUAGUGGCCCGUGUGAUAUUCGUCCCUCUCUUCAUGCUCUGUAAUGUCCAGCCUCGCCACAAUCUGCCCAUCUACUUCUCACACGACGGCUGGUUCAUCGGCUUCAUGAUCCUCUUUGCCUUUUCUAAUGGAUAUCUGGCCAGUCUGUGCAUGUGCUUCGGACCCAAGAAGGUGGAUGCGAGCGAGGCGGAGACGGCUGGAGCGAUCAUGGCCUUCUUCCUGUCUCUUGGUCUCGCUCUCGGAGCAUCUCUGUCGUUUCUGUUUCGAGCGCUCGUCUGAAGUCUGGACAGAGAUGAGACUGAAUGAGCCUUACAGCUGUUCACACAUACUACAGUCCUAUGAAGGUCCAGAGCCACCCUCCAUACAGAAGAAACUCAAAACAUCAGCGUGACUUCAUCAUCAAGACCUGAUCUUGAGCGGAGAGUUCACAGAUUCACUGAUGCGGGAUGCUUUGAGUCUUAAAGCCUAUGUUUAAUUGCACAUAAUGUAAAGAACUUAAAGCCUACGAAACUGUUCUGUAAAAGAAUUUAACACUUUUAUUCAUCAAGGAUGCAUUAAAUUGUUUAAAAGUAACAGUAAAGACAUUUAGAAUUUUACAAAAAGAUUUAUAUUUCAAAUAAAUGCUGAUCUUUUCAACUUCCUAUUCAUCAGAGAA
Carassius carassius (crucian carp) is the source of this 1824-nucleotide messenger RNA. RefSeq names its product equilibrative nucleoside transporter 1-like. Gene Ontology annotation, cellular component: plasma membrane. Gene Ontology annotation, molecular function: nucleoside transmembrane transporter activity. The transcript has 13 exons. The record is from RefSeq and is a predicted model, not a curated record. Lineage: Eukaryota; Metazoa; Chordata; Actinopteri; Cypriniformes; Cyprinidae. Bases 141 to 1448 code for a protein of 435 amino acids. Gene Ontology annotation, biological process: uridine transmembrane transport; nucleoside transmembrane transport.